Messenger RNA from Penicillium arizonense, 726 nucleotides. RefSeq names its product AA9 family lytic polysaccharide monooxygenase. The transcript is spliced from 3 exons. The coding region runs from base 1 to 726 and encodes 241 amino acids. The record is from RefSeq and is a predicted model, not a curated record. NCBI's taxonomy places the organism in Eukaryota, Fungi, Ascomycota, Eurotiomycetes, Eurotiales, Aspergillaceae.
AUGACUAUGCUUCCUAUGAUGUUAACAGACAUCGACGGAAUGCUUGCUACCGGCUCAAACACAAGUGUCUUUCGGCCAUUCGUGUAUAACAUCCAGAAAUCCAAUGGACUCAUGCUUCAUAACCCAAACAUCGGCUGGACCUCAACUGCGACAGACCUCGGCUUCGAAGCUCCAACAGAAUACAAAGACCCAAACAUAAUCUGCCACCGAAACGGCGUAAAUGCUGCCCUCAGCGCCACAGUAACCGCGGGCUCAGACAUCGAACUCCAAUGGACGACCUGGCCAGAUUCGCACCAUGGGCCUGUGGUCACCUACCUGGCAGCAUGCACGAACAACGAUUGCAGCACGGUCGACAAGACCACACUGAAGUUCUUCAAGAUUGCCGAAAGGGGUCUUGUAGAUAAUUCCGCUGUGCCGGGGACUUGGGCUACCGAUGAGCUUAUUGCGGCUGGGAAUCGCUGGACUGUGACUAUUCCUUCGACUAUUGCUUCUGGUAAUUAUGUUAUGCGGCAUGAGAUUAUUGCGCUCCAUUCGGCGGGGCAGUUGGACGGGGCGCAGAAUUAUCCGCAGUGUAUCAAUCUGCAGGUUACAGGUGGUGGCAGUGAUGUGCCUGCUGGUACACUUGGUGAGGCGCUGUAUACCGAGACCGAUCCUGGGAUUUUGAUUAGCAUUUAUCAAACGUUGAGUGCGUAUGUUAUUCCUGGUCCGGCUUUGUACUCCGCUUGA